AUGGAGGAUUCCAGUGGGAUCCGUCCCAGCCAAGCACGUGUCAAGUGCAAAUGGUUUUUCCUUGCGCUCGUGUGCUUUGUAGGUUUGGCAUUGAGCUGCCAUCGGACAUUCGUAUUGCAUUCGGGCGAAGAAAUGUCCUUGGAUGUGAACCUUGCGGCCAUCUUGCAAAAGAAUGAUCCUUGUGCACGGUUACAGGGUCAGUAUCGAGAUGAAACGAACUCAGUAAAUGAGAUUGACCUGGAACAAGACGGUUGCAGCGUAAGCUUUCAGUAUCAGGAGACGUUCUAUACAGGGUUUAUCAACAAAAACAUCCUGCAUGUGAACGAUAAGUCCUGGAGCGAGGGCGAGAUUUUCUCUACCUUCAUUGCCUUCGAUGAUGAUGGGAAGUGGCUGUUAAACUAUGCUGACAUUUCGGGUCAGUACACGGACUCGAGAGGCGCCGCGCUAACAGUUGUUCAGAACGGGGACCAGUUCAGUACAACGUACGAUGACCCGUUCUCUGAGAGUGCAGCGGGCACUUGGCAAGCUCUUCUUGGGUCAGUCAGUGAACGAGAUGUCACCCUGAAUCGCCCCCACGGUGCUAGUGAUUCAGGCACGGUGGGCCUCGAUGGGGUUGUCCAUUUUGAAAAAGAUGGAGUUGACUGGAACCUUGGUUGGUGCGAUAGCUUUACAGGAGGCACAUGCUUUGUAAGUGCUUGUGACUCAAGACGGGGUGCACGCUGCCAGCGGCACCCGUGGGUGCCAACCUUCUGGUGCCGUUGUCCGCCGUCGACAUGUUCCAAUGGGCAGGGCAUCUGUGAGCCGAAUGCAGGUCUGCAGACUCCCCAAUAUCCAGAACCAGCAUGGUUUCGGCAGCAGAUACACCUGACAUGGUAUGCUUUGAUCACUCUGAUCUUUGCACGGAUCGAGCUGGUUGGCGCAGUUGUGUUCCUGAAGUUUUGGGAGCGAAUGGACAGGGCCAGGGAUGAUGUGGAUGUCAGACGGAACCGUGAUGAAGACCUAACCUUGACAUUGUCGAGCGCUGAGUGGCCAAUGGCCUGUGAUUUGGUGACCUUAAGGGCUUUCAUGAGGCUUGUUUUUUUCCACUGGCUGCAACCAGUCAUUUUCUUGCUGGUGUUUGUCGCGUACUAUGAUGUAAUGAGCUUAUGGCAAUGCUGCUGUGCCUGUGGUGUUAUCUUCCGUGAAGCGCUCUACGUGUUCAAUACUGUGUUGGGCGUGGGAUUUGCGCCGCAGUACCUGAUGUGUACGCCGGAUCAAAGCCUGGCUGCCAUCUUCAACCUGCUCGCUCCUUCCUACUACGUCCUGCAUGCAGUAUCAAAAUACCAGAGGUGGCAUUUGGCUUGGCUGGCCAAAUGGUUGCGAUUCAGUUUGGUUUGUAGCAUUUGCGGGGACUGCUGCGUGAUCUUUCUGUUUUGCAGUGGACUUGGCUGGGGAUUGUGCUGGUCCCGCAUGUGGCCCAUGGUCCUGGGAAUUUGCAUCGCGCUCAUUGUCGCCUUGCCAGUUACUCUUAUCUUCGUGGUAUUUAGUGGCGGAUUGUUCAAGCAAACUUGGCUGCCUGACCCCGAGCAGGGGACCAUGACACCGCACGAUCCAGAAACUUUGGAGACACCUUCGCUGCCGACCCUUCUCUUGCUUAAAGGCAAGCGCCACGUCCGUGACGACGCCAAGACAUCAUCUGGAUCUGUCGAGGAAGGAGGUUCGAGGCCGGCGCUGGUAGAGGCUGUGGAGACGCCACAGACGGUCGAGAGUGAGGGGUGGGUGAAGAUUCAGGAGUCAUCUGAUCUUGUGAACACUGCGGAGGAUUCGCCCCCUCAGUCACCAGCCUUGGCAUCGCCCGUCGCGAACACGUUGGAGGUGUUGGCAGCCGUAGAGGUCUCGCCACCUCGAUCAUCAGCUUUUGCUCCCGACCCGGCUUGGGGGUCUCCGCAUGUGGAGAUGCCGGAGGCCGUGGAGACGCAGGCUUCGACGUCUGAUGUCGCGAACACCACGGAGCUGCUGAAGAUUCAGGACUCGCGCCCUCAGUCACCAGCUUCCGAGACUUCUCGCCCGAAGAGAGCAGAAGAAGUGGAAGCGGUAGAGGUUGCGUCAGCUGCUCUCGCGAACACGUCGGAUUUGGCGAUUGGGGACGCAUCCCCUGCAUCCUGU
Symbiodinium pilosum is the source of this 2145-nucleotide messenger RNA. The record is from the annotation of a GenBank genome assembly. Lineage: Eukaryota; Dinophyceae; Suessiales; Symbiodiniaceae.